CGCAACGUUCUUCUCCCGCGUUUGACUUGUUUCGCGUCCCUUUUAGAAUACAUAUCUUCCAAAAUGAGGCCUUCCAUGCUGCAAUAUGGGCGCAAGUUACAUUACGCAUAUGCAUCCCUCUUCAACACAACUUUGAAAGACCAGCGAACAGCAGCUUUGAUUGAAAACCCCGCAAUUGUCUGGCAGAAAUAUUGUCAGCAGCGAUGGUUGAGCGGCGAAUAUCAAAGAGGACAAGCGUCUUUGGCUCAAUUAGCAAAGCAAGCUCACGAUCGUCCUUCCGAUCCAAGACGUCAAGCUGAAUUAUACAAGGGAUUACGUGCGGCUCGUAAAUUGCAAGAGGUGAUCACUCGCUUUGAAAGUGGAAAAUUUGCGCAAGACGAAGAGUGUUACAAGCAAUAUAUCGCUGCCCUUGUUGAAACAGGACAGCAGCAGAAAGUGCUCCCAGAUAUCGUACGAAAAUUGCAGUCAGCCGAAACGGGAACAUCCAUCAUACGGCCAUCCAGUGCUUUAUCGGGUCGUACAGCUAAUGAACAUUUUGAUGACGAUGGCCGCAUCGGACUUUCUGGCAACAAGGUUGAACCGGUCCAUGUUAUUGUAGAAGAAGCACGCGGGUUUUUGUUAUGGCGGGCUUUACGUUGGAUCGCAGUGACGUUCACCUAUGCGUUUUUGAUGCUUACAAUUGCGUCUCUUGCGCUGGAGAAUUCGGGACUGCUAAAGACUUCAGCUUCCUCCCAGAUGGAGUACGAACCCUCCACGCAACAAGCUAUAAAAUUUGAUGAUGUCCAAGGAUGCGAUGAAGCCAAACAAGAACUGGAAGAACUCGUGCAGUUUCUGAAAAACCCGCAUCGUUUCACUGAACUCGGAGGCAAACUUCCCAAAGGUGUCCUACUUACCGGACCGCCAGGAACAGGAAAGACGUUGCUGGCUAGAGCAGUCGCGGGUGAAGCAGGUGUGCCCUUCUUUUUCAUGAGUGGUAGCGAAUUCGACGAGAUGUAUGUCGGCGUUGGAGCGCGGCGUAUACGAGAAUUGUUUGCGGCGGCACGAUUGAAAGCGCCAAGCAUUGUCUUUAUAGACGAGUUGGAUGCAAUUGGUUCCAAGCGUAAUCCCAAAGAUUCCACGUAUGUCAAGCAAACACUGAACCAGCUUCUUGUGGAUUUGGAUGGAUUUUCCCAAACAGAAGGAGUCGUUUUUAUUGCGGCGACCAAUUUUCCAGAGUUAUUAGACAAAGCGCUUGUUCGGCCUGGACGAUUCGAUCGAAUGGUCAAUGUUCCAUUGCCGGACGUACGAGGACGAAUGGCGAUACUGAAACAUCAUAUGAAAUCGGUGCAGAUUGCAUCUGACGUGGAUAUCUCUGUGAUUGCAAGGGGUACGCCUGGAUUUAGCGGUGCGGAACUCGCCAAUCUUGUGAAUUUAGCGGCUAUUCAAGCCAGCCGUGAAGGCAAAAAGCAGGUAGACAAUGUUCAUCUGGAAUUUGCCAAGGAUCGGAUUAUCAUGGGAGCAGAAAGAAGAACAGCGAUCAUCACCGACGAGAGUAAACGUUUAACAGCCUAUCAUGAAGGAGGGCAUGCCCUCGUGGCCUAUUACACUCCUGGUGCCAUGCCCCUUCACAAGGCUACGAUUAUGCCGCGCGGUCGAGCAAUGGGCAUGACCGUGCAGUUGCCCGAAAUGGACAAGGAUUCAUAUACCCGAAAGGAAUUUUUGGCCCAGCUGGAUAUAUGUCUUGGUGGACGAAUCGCAGAAGGACUAAUUUUUGGAGAUGACAAUGUCACCAGCGGCGCUCACAGUGAUAUCGUUAAAGCUACGGAGAUUGCCAAACGAAUGGUUCGCCACUACGGUAUGAGCGAGCGAAUUGGACCGAUCGAUUAUGAAGAUGAAGACAUGCAACUAUUGAGUGCCGAAACUAAGCAGCUGAUUGAAAACGAAAUAAAAGCGUUGAUUGUGAAUGCUGAGGAUCGUUCGCGUUACAUACUUGAACAGCACAUGGAUGAGUUACAUCGUCUAGCCGCGGCAUUGAUUGAAUAUGAAACCCUAUCGCAGAAAGAAAUAGUAGAUGUCAUUGAAGACAAACGCAUCCGCGAGUGAUCUGUGAUCUUUUUUUUUCUCUUGCAACUUUUUAUUUGUUGAGGAUCUCGACCAUCUAGAACUUGAUUUAACUAUAUAUUUAAAUACGGCUUGUGCUAUUACAAUAUGGGAUCAUUUCUUGAACGCAUUUAUGACCAAGUAGUUUAUUUCUAUGCGUCUGUCGGCAUUCAUUAUCUUUUCGUACUUUUUUGGUUUCUUUCUGUUUGAUUUUUUGCUCUUUAAGCUCACGCCUCCUGCUCCCUAUCUCGUCUUUAUUUAUUUUGCGGAAACUCGCAAAGUUUACUGCGAUUUUUGUUAGAAGUACA
Messenger RNA from Radiomyces spectabilis, 2387 nucleotides. Its product is annotated as peptidase family M41-domain-containing protein. The record is from RefSeq and is a predicted model, not a curated record. Gene Ontology annotation, biological process: mitochondrion organization; protein quality control for misfolded or incompletely synthesized proteins. Gene Ontology annotation, cellular component: mitochondrial inner membrane. The coding region runs from base 64 to 2082 and encodes 672 amino acids. Lineage: Eukaryota; Fungi; Mucoromycota; Mucoromycetes; Mucorales; Radiomycetaceae. Gene Ontology annotation, molecular function: metalloendopeptidase activity; ATP-dependent peptidase activity; ATP binding. The transcript has 8 exons.